AUGAAGACAUAUCAUCAGGAUGCAUCUUCGUUACCAACGCCUCGUCAAUGGAGGGAAGCUCAGGACGAGAAUGAUAACCAACGGCGCUAUAAACGACCCGGCACCGGUUUGAGCAAAGAAUGCUGUUAUUGUCUCUCGGCAGCGCUAGCACUGCUCACUAUCGGUCUUUUGUUAUGUGCUGCAGGUGUAGCUGUAGCUGUAACGCUGCUACUCAACCAAUCAGGAAAAGCAGCAAAUACUGUUGCUCAAACGACUAACACAUCCACAACUAUCACAAAUGCCACUGCAACAACCACAACAAUAACAACUUCCACUACCACCACUUCAACUAGCUCCUCUACGAGCUCGACAUCCACAUCCACAUCCAGCAGCACAUCAACUUCAGCAACAACAGCUACAACAACUACUGCUACUACAGUAACAACAAAAUCAACCACGUCUGCCACUACAACCACCACAACUUCCACCACUACUACCAAGCCUUGGUGUACAACCAAAGUCACAUUCGAUAACAUUACUGGUCAGACAUCCACAUCAGGUGCCGUUCCCAACGGUUACCAAAAUCUCAACUGGACCAAUACCAAUUAUCUUAAUGCAUCAACAGUACCCUCUAGUGGUUACCCCAUAGCUAUGCAGUCUCCAUCCUAUGUGGCUUACAAUCCAGGAGGCGCUGCUGUCCAAAUAAUAUCAGCAAACGGAACCAGUUUCUCUUUUGACUCAGUGACCAUAGCAGCUGCCUAUCGAUCUGGUCUACAGUGGAAUAUCAAUCUGUAUCGGUUAGGUGUUCUUCAGAUAUCUGGACCGUUUCUAAUAAACACGGUGAAUUCUACAAUUAUCAGUUGUGGUGUAUGUACAAAUAUAGACACAAUAGUGUUUACGACAUCGGGUGGCACAGCUGUGAAUGGUUUGUCGGGAAGUGGAACUGAAUUCGGUUUCGAUGACUUGUGUAUUUCAUUUGGAUAUUAA
Messenger RNA from Adineta ricciae, 966 nucleotides. NCBI's taxonomy places the organism in Eukaryota, Metazoa, Rotifera, Eurotatoria, Adinetida, Adinetidae. The record is from the annotation of a GenBank genome assembly.